Drosophila rhopaloa is the source of this 995-nucleotide messenger RNA. RefSeq names its product lysophospholipase-like protein 1. Gene Ontology annotation, molecular function: carboxylic ester hydrolase activity; palmitoyl-(protein) hydrolase activity. The coding region runs from base 77 to 784 and encodes 235 amino acids. Gene Ontology annotation, cellular component: cytoplasm. Lineage: Eukaryota; Metazoa; Arthropoda; Insecta; Diptera; Drosophilidae. The record is from RefSeq and is a predicted model, not a curated record. Gene Ontology annotation, biological process: protein depalmitoylation. The transcript is spliced from 2 exons.
CUUAGCUGGUCACACUGAUACUGCUGCCCUUUGAUUUUUUUUUGUCGUGGAAUACUCAUCCAAAGGUUAACUAAAGAUGCAGCCGGCUUUGAAGACUGUCAACGCCACGGGAAAACACACCGCCUCCGUGAUCUUUUUCCACGGAUCCGGCGACACCGGUCCCAAUGUACUGGAGUGGGUGCGCUUCCUGCUCGGUCGCAACUUAGAGUACCCGCACAUAAAGAUCCUCUAUCCGACGGCUCCCCUGCAGAAGUACACCCCGAUAGACGGGGAGCUGUCCAACGUUUGGUUUGACCGCAGGUCCGUGAACAUUGCCGCCUCGGAGAGCAAGAAAAGCUUGUCACAGUGCUACGAUGCGGUCAACCAGCUAAUUGACGAUGAGGUGUCCAGUGGAAUCCCGCUGAACAGGAUCAUCGUGGGCGGGUUCUCCAUGGGCGGAGCCGUCGCCCUGCACACGGCCUACCAUUUGAGGCCCAGCUUAGCAGGUGUAUUCGCGCACUCCUCGUUCCUGAAUCGCGGUUCUGUUGUCUACGAUUCUCUGGAGAGUGGUAAAGCUGGUGCCCUUCCAGAGCUGCGAAUGUUCCACGGAGAACGGGAUACUCUAGUGCCAAAAGACUGGGGCGUGGAAACCUUCGAAAACCUCAAAAAACUAGGCGUCAAGGGAACAUUCCACCCACUAAGAAACACCCUGCACGAACUGAAAACCGCCUCCCUCAAGGAUCUUGAGCAAUGGAUACAGGAAAAACUGCCACCGCUGGAAAACCCAGUGCAAAAUAAACUCUGAGUGUGUUUGGCAUAAAACCAGUGCAAGUUGGAGCAGCGCAGAGGCAAGUCUUUCCGUCAUUUACCCUUUUGUACUGCCCCUCUCCGCCGUAAUGAAAGCACAACUCUUCCCUGGCCGGAAUAUCUCGUGCUGCAAAUAUGCCUAGGUACAUAGAUACAUCAAUUCCAGGAAUCGGAGUGCAACCAGCAAUAAAACUCACCUAUUUUCGGUA